Suillus subaureus is the source of this 2244-nucleotide messenger RNA. RefSeq lists its product as uncharacterized. Lineage: Eukaryota; Fungi; Basidiomycota; Agaricomycetes; Boletales; Suillaceae. The transcript is spliced from 12 exons. The record is from RefSeq and is a predicted model, not a curated record. Bases 96 to 1976 code for a protein of 626 amino acids.
AGCCGAUCUACUUCGGGAAGCUACAAAAAUGUACAUUUGUUCAGAUUCGUCCUCUAGCAAACGAAGUUUUAAAGUUUCUGCACUUGAUCCCAUUCAUGAUGACCACCAUGCUUGGAGGACGCAUUCGCAUGUUCAUCCCCUGGUUCAGACUCACUGUCAGGACGACCGUAUUUCGGUCAUAUACGAGCCUCCUCUCGUUAUUCCUACGACUGAUCCGAUAUUGUCAAGUCGUUAGUGGAAAACAUAGAGCUUUUCAGGAACCGGGUUCAGCAUCGAGCCGUUAUCCGACAGAGCAAAAGAAGUACACUUCUGAGAGCCUCGCAGUACCUGAAGCGUCAUCACAUAGCGCAGAUUCGAAAGGCGUAGCUUCCAGAACCCGAUCUCCUGGGUCCUCUUCUGCGCCAUUGGUUCAACGAAACUAUGGGAGCACGCCUGAGCCCCGCAUUCACCAUAACAACACCGCGGCGCCACCAGAUCCUCCUGUGACAGAGCAUUCCUUUCAUAUUACAACCCCCAUCAUACCCGGACAGAUAGAGCGAUCUGGUAGCAAACAGACUAAUCAAACAAUGUAUGAGAUUCCGGCAGGUCCCUUGGACUGUUCAAAGGAAUUUGAUCCAGUGCUGGGAUGGGAGCCGCUCAUACACCCGGAAGGCGCUUUGUUUUUCUACCACUCCAAUUGUAGAGUUUUCACUUAUGCCGAUGUUCGAGGCCACGAAACUGCAGUGGAAAUGGACGAGAUGGCUAAGAAGGCAUACGAAGAAGCGCACAACGUGAACGCCUUUUUGGAUCGUUCAUCUGUGGAGCUGGUGUUAGAGCGCACAAAAGGGGAGGAUAGCAAAUGGGGCUACUACUUUGCCGAUCACGACAAACGUGUCAUUUUCUGGCUCAAACCCCAUAAAUCUGAAGAACUUAUGGGUAACGUUCAAGGAGUGAACAGUGCAAGUCACAUCAAGUAUGCACUAGAAUCACAAUACUGGAAACAUGUUGAACUAUUUCCAAAUGAGCGUUUCCUUCCGAAAGACAUCGUCGUGAGACUCAAGGAAAUUGUCAUGUAUACUCAGGCAGACAGUAUCACAUCUGAAACUUGCCUAACACCUUUGGAUUCGAAUGAGAUUGCAAGUACACUUGGUCUUAUGGAUUCUCUUAUGAGUGAAUCAUUCCCUAAUCCGGGUGGGUCGCUGUUGAUCGUCUUUCCAGGCAAUAUUGGCCAGAAGCAUGAACAUUCUGUGUGGAUCGUCGCUCGAUUUAUGGGGCUUUUCUGCUUCAACAACUUCGUGAAUUUCUGCGGACAACCGGGCGCCCGACUUGAUGUGGGCCAGUCGUUGUACGAAGAUUCCGACACGCAACCAAAAAAUAUCUUUUUCCGCGUCAUGAAUAUCAUCCUGUUUGGAUCCCUUGAUGCUCAUAGCAAGGCUCUUCACAUGAUAUGGGUCGAUCGCACCAUCGUUCGACGGCGGUGGAAGGAUUUCAUCAAUGGGCUCAAUAACGAAUGGAAUGGAUAUACAAUAUUCUCUACGGUAAUGCUUGCUGUUGACAUCAGCUUUCUCGCGGUUCCAUCCGUCCAGAAUCAACCAUCUGCAAUUCUUGUAUCAUAUCUGUCUACCCUCUGUGCUAUGGGCUCGUUAGCGGUCUCACUAGUCUUGGCCGCACAAGUCAACGACAGCCGGCGAGAUUCUGCUGAAAGCGCGGCCUCGUUCAUGGUAACGAUAUCACGCUCUAUGCUCGGCCUCGAGAGCCUUGCCCUCGUGCUCACUCUGCCGUACGCUUUUCUGCUUUGGGGAAUGAUAUUCUUUGCUGUAGCAUUGCUUACGCUGAUUGUCCGCACUUCCGGUGUUGUCACUGUCUCGAUUGUAUCUUCCAUGUGGGCUGUUGUGGUCAUAGUGGCGGCGUGGCCAAUAUUGGCUGUCAAUGGUUUUCACCUCUCUCACCUGUUUUCCUGGGUCAUCCGACGCAGGACGUUCAACCUGCCCCGCUGAGGAUGGGAUUUGAAAAAAGAUAGUGGUUGCUGUUGGGAGGCAAAAUCGUCAUGAGCAGUGAGUGCGGAUGUACACAAUACUACGAGUCUGCGCAAUGACACAAUCGAGAAUUUUGACCUAUUCAACACACUCUCACUCCCCAAUCUAUGCGCGUUCAAAGCUUACAAUAUAUAUCCAUGGCCUCACGACGAGUUCAAGGUAUUUUUGACGUGGUCACAGUUUCCCCUGCAGAAACUGUCAAUGACUUUCAGCUUCGAAAUGAUGAUAG